This is a messenger RNA of Scatophagus argus, 1163 nucleotides long. Its product is annotated as myozenin-2. Gene Ontology annotation, cellular component: Z disc; actin cytoskeleton. The record is from RefSeq and is a predicted model, not a curated record. Bases 38 to 970 code for a protein of 310 amino acids. NCBI's taxonomy places the organism in Eukaryota, Metazoa, Chordata, Actinopteri, Scatophagidae. Gene Ontology annotation, molecular function: actin binding; FATZ binding; telethonin binding. The transcript has 6 exons.
AAUAACCCAGUGAGGUAAGUGCCUGAGGCAUCCUGGGAUGAGUUUGGUACAGACUGUUCCCUCUCUGCUGAGGAGUGUCAGACUGACGUGUGGAAGCAUCUCAGCUCCAGCGUGGGGCAAACCACUCGACCAUCCACACCAGCUCCAAAACCCAGUCAGACAGGAGACACAAGUAAGGACUGAGAUGAUGAUGAUGAUGAUGCAGGCAGGCCAUGGUGAUAUGACUAAGAAGAGGAUGCUGCAGGCUAAGGCUCUGUCCAAGGAGGCCAGAGGAGCACCUCCAUUUGUUGUGCCAGGGGGUCUGAAUCUGGGGAAGAAGAUGAGCGUUCCAAAAGACUUGAUGAUGGAGGAGCUCAACCUUCCAUCUAAUAGGGGCUCUCGCAUGUUUCAGGAGAGACAGAAGAGAGUCGAGAGGUUCACACUGGAGAACACUGCCAAUGGGGCUAACACCAACAAUGCGCAUCCAGAGGCUGUUCCUCCCCGGCAGGUCAUCCCAGAGCCACAGGGGGGAAAAGAGAACCAGGCUUUCUCCAUGACUGGUAAGCAUAGCCUGGUCAUGAACCUUCAGAAGACUGUAUCAAAGAAAGGCUGUCCGGACGUCCUGGCUCCAGGAUAUUCUGGCCCCCUGAAGAACAUUCCUCAUGAGAAAUUCAACACAACAGUAAUCCCCAAGUCGUACUGUUCCCCAUGGACAGAAGCUUUGGGAGGCAGUGAAGUGGUCCUCAGUAUCCAGCCACCUCAACUUCCACAAAGACUACAGCCUGCCAACUACAGGUGCUUCAACAGAUCUGCCAUGCCAUUUGGGGGACCUAUGGCCAGCCAGAGGGCAAUCCCAGUGAUUAGCUUUGAGGCAGUGGAGUCCAGGAAUCUGCCCAGCAUCCAUCAGGACCUUAUGUGUCGGCGGCCCAACUUCAACAGAGCACCCAGGGGAUGGGGAAUUGAUUACUGCCCUGAAUCUAACGAACUAUGAAAAAAAGGGCUGAUCUGCUAAAGACUAAAGCAUUGACCUAUGCUUGCUCCUCUCCUUCCUCUCUCCACUGAGCAACGGGCACGGCGGGAGAGAAGAAAGAAAACAAUCCUGCAUGAUAUAUAAAGUGGUUUGCUACUGCUGAGUGGUUUGAUCUGCAAGUCACGAGUGUCGGAAUCAGUUUAUUACCACAGCA